AUGGAACCUAAUGUGUGCACUGAAGGCAAACCCAAGCAACAAAGCUCUCAACAUAGUGGCGUGCAAUACACUGAUGACCAGGAACAGCAAUCUACGCCUCGGGCAAGUGACUAUAUGAACGACUUGCAAACUGAACCCCUUGCAUCAAAGGAGUCACGUCGUCUAUCAUCACUUCGAAAGAUUGCGCGUUCGUGGACGGUGCUCCGUUAUCAGCUGGCACGCAACUUGUUUUCUGUGUCGCUUCCACUCCUAACGUCGAGAUAUGACAUCAAGCUUGGAGACCUCUUGAUCACGAUACCGAUCUGUGUGAUCUAUAUCGUCACCACUGCAAUCAUGGCAAUUCCCGAUCGUAAAGUGGAAAGCACGGGGAACCCUCCCACUUAUGGUCUUUUGAUCGUCUUCCUCCUCACGGUCCGCAAUAACUCCCCUCUCCUUCUGUUGACUGGCAUCUCCUACGAGCGUGCACUGUUUUACCACAAAUUAUCGGCCCUCACAACGAUUAUUCUCUCGGGUCUGCACGGUCUUUCCUACAUUCUCGCUCACAACAAAAGGGAGAUUGCUGAUCAGGUUAACAUGGUCAUUACAGGUACCAUCGCAUUUGCCGCAAUGAUGUUAAUGUUUGGAUUAUCGCUGAAUUACGUACGACGCCAUUUUUUCGAUUUUUUUCUUCGCUCACACUACAUUCUCUUCAUAGUCGUGGCGGUCUUUGCUGUUAUUCACGGUGCUUCGACGGCCCUUAUUGGAAUAAUACCUUGGAUACUUGACAUGGCGUUCCGUCACGCUUACCGUCCUCGCGUCUAUGCUCGCGGUUUUGUUUUUCAAAUGAAAGGAUCACUUUUGAAGAGCCCUGUUGACGAUAUCGCUGGCAAGUGUUUGGGCAUCAUCGCUCGCGACCAAGUUAGCAUGACAGCUCUUCCCGGUAAAGUAAUUCGGAUCCAGUUCCCACGCGUACGUAAGGAUACUGGUGAAGUGUUCAAUUACGUCGCGGGUCAGUAUGUUUUCCUCUGCAUUCCUACGAUCUCGAGUCUUCAGUGGCAUCCAUUUACAAUCUCAUCGUCUCCGCAUGAGUCGAUGGUAACUUUUCAUAUAAGAGCAGAAGGUGAUUGGACCUCCGCUCUUCAAUCUCUCGUUGCUGCUUCAUAUACCACUGGUGUGUCUUCGCCUGUCGACAUCCUGGUUGAUGGUCCAUAUGGAAACAUCUGUAUUGAUCUCGAGACUCGAUCUACAUACUCGCAUUUUGCUCUAUUUGCUGGUGGUAUUGGAGUCACUCCCAUGCGUUCGAUUGUAAAUCAGCUGCACCACGAGGCUCAAGAGGAAGGUCGUGCUAAUAUUGAACGUGUCCACUUCGUCUGGUCUGUUCAUGAACAGGAUUUGGUUCAGAGCUUUGUGAUUGAUGAUCACUAUUCUAAUGAACACAAGGGUGAAAGUUACUUUCCGAGUGGUAUCAUCAACUCCCACAAUGCUGUCUUUUCGACUGACAUCUAUAUUUCUCGAACCGCUCGCACGGAGCACGACGUGGAAUCGUCAAGUUUAGACCGAUAUUUGGAAGGUACGAUCCGGUAUGGUACGCGUCCCGAUAUCGCUGCUUCGUUGCGAUUGAUUGGCGAGCUAGCAAAGCAGAAUGGAAAGAAACGAAUUGCUGUACUUGUCUGUGGUCCACAGAGCAUGGUACGUGACGUGAUUGACAAGAGUUUCAUGCUUUCGCAUGAGAUGAAGGUUCGCUUUGACGUUCACAGUGAAGUCUUCGAAUUAUAG
Messenger RNA from Plasmopara halstedii, 1755 nucleotides. RefSeq lists its product as hypothetical. Gene Ontology annotation, molecular function: oxidoreductase activity. The transcript has a single exon. The record is from RefSeq and is a predicted model, not a curated record. Gene Ontology annotation, cellular component: plasma membrane. Bases 1 to 1755 code for a protein of 584 amino acids. NCBI's taxonomy places the organism in Eukaryota, Oomycota, Peronosporomycetes, Peronosporales, Peronosporaceae.